This is a messenger RNA of Schizosaccharomyces japonicus yFS275, 803 nucleotides long. RefSeq lists its product as hypothetical. The coding region runs from base 25 to 729 and encodes 234 amino acids. NCBI's taxonomy places the organism in Eukaryota, Fungi, Ascomycota, Schizosaccharomycetes, Schizosaccharomycetales, Schizosaccharomycetaceae. The transcript has a single exon. Gene Ontology annotation, cellular component: cytoplasm; nucleus. The record is from RefSeq and is a predicted model, not a curated record. Gene Ontology annotation, molecular function: sequence-specific DNA binding.
UUGUUCCUUCUCCAUAUUCCUCUCAUGGCUGCUCCUCCUAAAAAGAAAUGCAAAAUCCAGGUUUUGACGGAGUCUCCAUUGCCGGAGUUCGAUGUCUUUCGUCAAGUGAUGCAAGAAUAUCAAGACAAACGGGAGCGUUUAAUUCGAGUGUCUAGAGAAAUUACCAUCCAAAGCAAAAGAAUGAUUUUUGCUCUUCAUCAGGCAGCUUCUAAAAAAUUUCCCCUUGAACAGAAACCGGAAUGUUGUGAACCAUAUAAAAAUAGCAUUCAGAAACAAAUGCAGGAGCUUGCUGCUGAGUUAGACGGGUUUUCUUCAGACCAGUAUUGUGAAGCAUACUCCCCCGGUUUCCAGGAGUAUGUUGAGGCAGUGACAUUUGAGCAUUGGUUGGCGGAUGGAACUGUACUUCCAUAUGAAAGACUCGAGACCGCAGUAGUGCUGCCUCCGUCAGACUAUGUUUUAGGAUUAUGUGAUUUGACAGGUGAAAUUAUGCGUUUUUGCGUUACCAAUGGAAACAAACUGAAGAAGGAGCAAUUGUUGAAGAGCUUACUUUUCUUGCAAGCCCUCGAAAUGAGCUGCACACAAAUUCUUGGACACACAACUCGCCGUCAACGCAAGUCAUUGACUCAAAAAUUGGAAGUAAUGCGUUCUAGCAUUCAGAAGGUGGAAAAUAUCUGUUAUGGUAGAACUAUGCGUCGCCAUACAGCGGAAGAGAAUGAAGUUAAAGCAUAAUCUAUAGAUCUAUAUACAAUUUCAUGUCUAUGACAUUUAACAAGUAAUGAAUCAAUUUUUCCUGUAACGAGACA